Molecule: messenger RNA, 3054 nt
Organism: Cutaneotrichosporon cavernicola
Lineage: Eukaryota; Fungi; Basidiomycota; Tremellomycetes; Trichosporonales; Trichosporonaceae
Exons: 12
Coding region: 1-3054 (1017 amino acids)
Biological process (GO): phosphatidylinositol dephosphorylation
Molecular function (GO): phosphatidylinositol-4,5-bisphosphate 5-phosphatase activity
Source: RefSeq, a predicted model, not a curated record
AUGCCUCCAGCACCUCCAUUGACUCCACCACCGCCUGGGCGCGAGAUGCAAACGACGUUUGUCGACCUCAUCCGCGCCGGUGACUACGCCGUCGCCUCCUCCACAUGCCGGCUCAAGACAUCUCAGGGAGGGAUCGACGCUGAUGUCGUCGUACUUUGCCGUGGAUCGCAAACCAUCAAAGAAUCAGCCGUAUUGAUCGUGGUGGGCUCGCCGCCCCGUAUCUUACAUGUUCUCCCCAUCAAUCCGUUGUUAGCAGUGGCGCUGGAACAGGCGCCGCCCUCGCCCUCCACAAGCUUCUUCGCCCAGAGCUCCAAAGCUCGGCUCGGAAUAUCGAUCACGGGCACCCCGGUAUCGCUGGCUGGCCCACCGGUGCCGCAGACGGUCGAGCUCCAGUUCCCGGCGGGGGACACGCUGCGCGUCCACGCGCUCGUAAAGCAGAUCCGGAAGGCUAUCAGCACGUCCUACUACUCGUCGUCGUCGUAUGGCUGGCUCGCGUAUUAUCCCGUCACUGCGCCGGGAUCACCGUCCGAGUAUCGCAAUAGCAUACCCGCAUCAGACGACCAGUCUGAGGGGACAGAGGGGGAAACCUUGGUUGGGAGCGAGACUCGCGCAAAGGCAGAACCAGCUUCAGAGGGCGAGACCGAGGGCGAGGAGGGGUCUGAACCCAAGGAAGGCGAGACGGAGCAGUAUCCCAACCCCUACGUGGAGGGCUUCUCUCGACCAGGUUUCCUCCGCAAGCGUCUCUUCAGCCGCCAGGACAAGUGGUCGACACGGAAACCUGUCAGCAUCCGCAUCGUCACGUACAACGUCAACGAUCGCGUUCCGCCUCCAGGGACGAAGGAGCUCGCCCCGAUUCUCGGGUACGGCGAAGAGGACAUCCUCGUCGUCGGCCUCCAAGAAGCCGACCUCCGGAGCCAGUCGCUUCUCGUCUCACAAGGAGACGAGCGAGCCAACGCAUGGGAGGUCGCCAUCUUCGAGGGUCUGCGUGAGAAGGAGGACGCGUAUGAGAGGGUCGCCGUGAUGCAGUAUGUCGGCGUCAUCCUACUCGUGUUCGCCAAGACCCCGAUCCGGCCACAUGUGCGCAUGGUGCAGACUGCCGCGCGGGGGAUCGGGCUCUGGGGCUUUGGAGGCAACAAGGCCGGCGUGGCAUUGCGCAUGAAGGUCUUCGACACAACUGUCUGCUUUGUCAACUCUCAUCUCGCUGCGUUCGCGUCUCAGAUCUCCCGCCGGCGGCUAGAUUACCAGGCCUUGCGGACGACAUUGACGUUUGACUUGAUGACGGGACUACACCCUCCAACAGAGGCUUACUACCCCGACAACGGGCAGCUGGCAGUAGACGACGCUGAUGUCUUGUUCUGGUUCGGCGAUUUGAACUACCGCAUCGAGCUCGAGCCCAAAGAAAUACACGCCCUCCUCGAAUCGCGCCAGUACGAGACGCUGCUUUCCGCAGACCAGUUGAAGACGGACAUGGAGGACGGGCACUCGUUUGUCGGCUUCUCCGAACCAACCAUUACCUUCAAACCGUCGUUCAAAUAUGUGCACGGCUCGGUGACGUUUGACCCGAAGCGCGCACCGGCCUAUUGCGACCGCGUGCUGUACAUUGCGCGCAACGACGAGGUAACGCCAAACCGGUACGCAUGUCACGACAUCCUGUGGUCCGACCACCUGCCCGUGACCGCGACAUUCUCGCUGGCGGCUCGGAUCGUCGACGAGACGAAGCGCACCGAGGAACUCCUCAGGUGCCAGAGCGAGCUCGACCGCCUCGAUGAGAUAUACCGCCCCAGCUUAACAGUCGACGUCAAGGAUGUCGAGUUUGGUGAUAUUCUCUACCGUCGCCCCGUCGUGCGGGAAAUCACGCUGCGCAACACGGGCCGCGUACCGGCCGGCUUCUCGUUCCGUGAGCCUGCGCCAGGCAAGCCCAUCUGCAUGCCGUGGUACUGGCCGUUCCCGGCGGCAGGCGUCGUCCCGGCCGGCGAGGAGGUCGUGCUCACGCUCACGGCGUGUGUUGACGAGACGUUAUCAGCGGACCUGACCUGCGGAGGGGAGAUGAAUGACGUCCUUGUCUUACAGGUCCAGGGCGGCAAGGACUCGCUCAUCACCGUCCAUGGCUCAUUCGUUCCCACCAUCGUCGGCCUCCCGCUCGAUGUUGUUCCUCAGCUCUCGGACGUGAUCCGCAACGUGCCACUAGCGGAGCGCAAGGUUCUCCUUGUGGACUCGGAUGAGUGGGCCGAGGCCGAGAAGACUCACGAGUUCCUUUCUGCGGCGUUGGAGUCGGAUGCCGUUGAGGAGGGCGAGUCCAUACCUGUCGGCGGUGGGGAGCAGACGCCGGAGACAGAGGUCGAAUCAUCCAAGGCCGACGAGUCUGAGUCGGAACCAAAGUCGUCCGCUGUGGAUACCGCGAGCGCAGUUGCGUCGGACGGCAAGGCGCUGGACGCCGAUGCCGCAACCGACGCAGAUGAGGCGGUCGCCCAAUUAGCCCUAGACACCACCAUCUCCGGGCCACGCACUCCCCCCCCACCUGUCUCGGCUUCCUCCCCCUCCCCCAACGCCAGCGGCGCCUCUAGCCUCUCUCCGACCAGGCCACGCCCCAAGCGCGGGUGCUCGGGCAUCACCAGGCCGCCACGCGAGGUAUGGCGCCUCCUCGAACGCCUGAUGGAGGACGCUAUGGGCGUCGAACGCCUCUGGACUACAGCCCCAGACUACUCCGCCGUCCUGGCAGUGAUUGACGCCCUAGACACAGGCGCCCCCCUCCCAGACGACAUGCACGCCAUCGCCAACGCCCUCCUACACAUCCUGUAUGCGCUCCCUGUACCCCUCGUGUCCGAGACCGAGAAGUGGGCGUGUCGCCUGAUCAUGAGCCGUGACGACGCAUACGCAGUCGUCGAGUCGAUCCAGGGCGUGCAUGCCAACGUGCUCAUUGGGCUCAUGAGUGUUGCACGACUGUGUGGCGGCGACGGCGUGGACAAGGACUCUGUCCUCGCACUCGCGACAGCGAUCUUCGGGGGGCCGGUGCGGUACCGCGAGGGUCUGGUAUUGGGUCUCCUCGAAGGAUGA